This is a messenger RNA of Ficedula albicollis (Collared flycatcher), 313 nucleotides long. RefSeq names its product huntingtin interacting protein K (gene HYPK). Bases 41 to 241 code for a protein of 66 amino acids. The transcript is spliced from 3 exons. Gene Ontology annotation, biological process: protein stabilization; negative regulation of apoptotic process. Lineage: Eukaryota; Metazoa; Chordata; Aves; Passeriformes; Muscicapidae. The record is from RefSeq and is a predicted model, not a curated record.
GGUGCCGCGCAGCGGGGUGACCGCGCUCCUUCUGCAGGCUAUGUCGGUGAUCGGAGACCGGAGGUCCCGGGAGCAGAAAGCCAAGCAGGAGAGGGAGAAAGAACUGGCAAAAGUGACCAUCAAGAAGGAGGAUCUCGAGCUGAUUAUGACGGAGAUGGAAAUAUCCCGGGCCGCAGCGGAGCGCAGCCUGCGCGAGCACAUGGGCAACGUGGUGGAGGCUCUCAUCACCCUCACCAACUGAGCUGGGAGGCCACGGGCUGCCAGGCGUGGGCUCUUGCCCUACCAAUAAAGGCACUGCUGGGACUGGGCUGUC